UACACAAAGCUCUCAAAUUCCGACUGUCGCUUAUUUACUCUCUUCCCAUUUCAAGAAUCUCUUUAAACCCCCUUAAGCCCUGCCCUGAGCCAUCCCUUUUGCACGUUCUUCAAGGCUCCAAAACAAUGGAUUUUAAACACGAAGAUCCUGUUGAGAUAUGCAAGAAGGGAGAAGGGUUCUCAGGCAUUUACUACAAUGCAACUUUUCUGGCUGCGAUUGGAAGAAACAGAUACUUGGUACGUUAUGAUACUCGUUUCAACGAGGACGGAUAUAGGAAACUUGUCGAAGCUGUUGACUCAGAUGAAAUCAGGCCUUUGCCCCCGAAGACUGCUUAUACCAAGUUCGUUGUGUCCGACAGGGUUGAAGCCUAUGUCAACCUGGCUUGGCGGGUUGGGACUGUUACAAGAAAAGUUGAUCCUAACUACUAUGUGAAGUUGGAUUGUAAUGGGAGGGAAGAGCAUUGUGCUUUCUAUAAAGUUCGACUCCAUCUUGAAUGGCGAAAUGGGAGAUGGUCCUAUCCUGGGAGUGGGUCUCAAAGCAGCCAAGCAAACACAUCAGCGCAAGGGGGUCAGCCUGCAACUGGAGGCAACAUAGCUGACACAGGGGACCAGGGGGGGCAGCCUAAAAAUGAGGGUGACCAACCAAAACCAGGACAAGGAAGAGGCUAGUCUACAACUCCAGAUGCUGCCACAGAACAUCUAUCUUUUUUUCUUUCUUUUUUUUUUAGGCUGAUAGUAGAACAAAGUGCAUAGAAACAUUGCUGAUGAGCCUUGUUUUGCAGCUUCAUGGCACAAAAUGGGCUAAUUUUCAGUACCUUAGAAAUUGGUUUACUGUAGCAUUUGACAAUAAGUAAUUAGUUAGUGCGAUGUUCAACCAUUCCAAGUUUGAUCCUGUGGCAAUUACUAAUUACUUUCUGAUGACUCUUAACAUGAACUGUAUAUACUUCUUCCUCGUUGGUUCA
Theobroma cacao (cacao) is the source of this 961-nucleotide messenger RNA. Its product is annotated as protein AGENET DOMAIN (AGD)-CONTAINING P1-like. Lineage: Eukaryota; Viridiplantae; Streptophyta; Magnoliopsida; Malvales; Malvaceae. The record is from RefSeq and is a predicted model, not a curated record.